AUAGCCUACGAUACAUCACCAACACUUGAGAGACGAACUCUUCAGUACCUGCACUUCAGUUACGCGCACCUCCUCGUCCUCCCCCCAUCCAACGUGGCUGCCUGCCAAGGCCUCGUUCACGCCUUCGAUUCUCAGGACCUCGUUGACGUCUACAUCCCAGACGGUCCUGACGCCCUUAUCCUCACCUGCGAGCAGCAGCCGUGCCCAAAUCGGACACCUCGAUCAAUCAACCAGGACUAUUCGCGCUACAAAGCAAUCCGAAGGGCGCAACAUCCGCUCGGUCCUCAAAGCACCCUCGCAUCUCGAUCCGCCUCACGGCAUUCUCGCCCUGUCUCUCCCAGCUCCCGUCUUCCCCGACCGGUCACCGGUCCAAGUCAAGCGCGAGGAGAUAUCCCUCCAGACCCUGCGCCAGAGCAAGAGCCUGAGGAGAGUGCGAGUGAAGAAGGAGUCUCGGAGCCCGAGCCCACGGAUCCUGCUCAGCCCGCCUCGCCGACAGCGCUCGCCCCUGCGUCAGCAGUCCCUGACCGGAGGGCCACCACAGCCGCCUCCGCCCCCGCGCCAUCCUCCGUCCCCCCCGGCGCCGAUAAUGUCGUCUCCCUCGACCGCCCCCGACAAGGAGACCCUGAAGCUUCUCCUUCCCCUCUGGUAUGA
This is a messenger RNA of Postia placenta MAD-698-R-SB12, 651 nucleotides long. RefSeq lists its product as hypothetical. The transcript is spliced from 4 exons. The annotation marks the transcript as partial. The record is from RefSeq and is a predicted model, not a curated record. Lineage: Eukaryota; Fungi; Basidiomycota; Agaricomycetes; Polyporales; Adustoporiaceae.